Neoarthrinium moseri is the source of this 846-nucleotide messenger RNA. RefSeq lists its product as uncharacterized. Bases 1 to 846 code for a protein of 281 amino acids. Lineage: Eukaryota; Fungi; Ascomycota; Sordariomycetes; Amphisphaeriales; Apiosporaceae. The record is from RefSeq and is a predicted model, not a curated record. The transcript has 2 exons.
AUGGCUGCUACUAAUGACAAGUCCUCCCCCAAGCGAAAUCGAGGAUGGUACCAAGACGACCUGACCGAAGUCAACGAGCCUAUCCGAAGACUCCUGGAGAGUUAUUCCAAGGUUCCCAGUUCCGAUGUUGUCCAACAUGUGAACAGCAUACGUGAACGGGGCUUCGCGGCCAAUCCUUACCCGUGCAUUGGGCUGUACCGUUUUACUAAUCUGACGCUUAUUACACACUCAUUAUACGAUAGGAUUGUAUCGCGCCUCAUGACUACAGAUGAUGCCACCUACCUGGACGUUGGUUGCUGUUUCGGCCAGGAUCUGCGGCAGCUGGUACAGGACGGAGUUCCCUCAGCCAGGCUCACGGGUCUCGACGUCGCCGGUCCAUUGAUGGAGCUUGGUUACGAAUUCUUCCUUGACCGGGAGACACUUCAAUCUCGUUUCGUGGUGGCCAACGUGUUCCAGGGUCCAGCGCAAGGUGAGGUCUGGACGGAGCUGGAAGAGCGCGGCGGCGCCGAUGUCAUGCAUUGCAGCGCCUUCUUUCACCUGUUUACACUUGAGAGGCAGAUCGCUGCGGCUGAACAGCUCUCAAGACUGGUCAAGAAAGGCGGGAUCAUUGUUGGCCGGCAGAUGGGUAGCGUGAAGCCGGGGGAUGUUCCCGCCAUCCAGGAGGGAAGUGUCAGCUAUAGGCACAAUGUCGAGACAUUCAACGCCAUGUGGCGAGAAGUAGGGGAGGCUACAUCAACCCGAUGGGAGGUUGAGGGCACCAUGGAUAUGAUCGGAAUCAAUCCUAAUAGCCCCGUCGAGGACGAGAACAGCCGCAGGUUGCUAUUUACCGUUUCUAGGGUUGAAUAA